Messenger RNA from Mastomys coucha (southern multimammate mouse), 3506 nucleotides. It is a transcript of the gene Cacnb2, whose product is annotated as calcium voltage-gated channel auxiliary subunit beta 2. Gene Ontology annotation, cellular component: voltage-gated calcium channel complex. The record is from RefSeq and is a predicted model, not a curated record. The transcript has 14 exons. Gene Ontology annotation, biological process: calcium ion transmembrane transport; regulation of voltage-gated calcium channel activity; neuromuscular junction development. Gene Ontology annotation, molecular function: high voltage-gated calcium channel activity; protein binding. NCBI's taxonomy places the organism in Eukaryota, Metazoa, Chordata, Mammalia, Rodentia, Muridae. Bases 230 to 2197 code for a protein of 655 amino acids.
CCUGCCUCGCAGUUCCAGUCUCGGCCGCUCGCCCGGCCCAGAAGCUCCAAAGAGCGGGCGCCCCUUGCCCCGGCCACCCAGCCGCGUGCCCGCGCCAUCGCCUCUAGGCUUUGCAACAUGCUCCAGGGACGUCCCGCGCCCUGAGAGCCUCCGAUCUUGGGACGAAGAGGAGCAGGGGACCCGGGGCGUGGAGGAGGGGAUCCUCAGCCUUGGAGUUGACUUUUUGCCGAUGGUCCAAAGCGACACGUCCAAGUCGCCUCCCGUAGCGGCGGUGGCGCAGGAGAGCCAGAUGGAGCUGCUGGAGAGCGCGGCUCCCGCGGGGGCGCUCGGAGCACAGUCAUAUGGAAAAGGAGCCAGGAGGAAAAAUAGAUUUAAAGGAUCGGAUGGAAGCACAUCAUCAGAUACUACCUCAAACAGUUUUGUCCGCCAGGGUUCGGCAGACUCCUACACCAGCCGCCCAUCUGAUUCAGAUGUGUCUUUGGAAGAGGACCGGGAGGCAGUACGCAGAGAAGCUGAGCGGCAGGCCCAGGCACAGUUGGAAAAAGCAAAGACAAAACCUGUUGCAUUUGCAGUUCGGACCAAUGUCAGGUACAGCGCAGCCCAGGAGGAUGAUGUCCCGGUGCCUGGCAUGGCCAUCUCAUUCGAGGCAAAAGAUUUUCUGCAUGUUAAGGAAAAAUUUAAUAAUGACUGGUGGAUAGGACGGCUGGUUAAAGAAGGCUGUGAAAUCGGAUUUAUUCCAAGCCCAGUCAAACUAGAGAACAUGAGGCUACAGCAUGAACAGAGAGCCAAGCAAGGGAAAUUCUAUUCCAGUAAAUCGGGAGGAAAUUCAUCAUCCAGUUUGGGUGACAUAGUUCCCAGUUCCAGAAAAUCGACACCUCCCUCCUCUGCUAUAGACAUAGAUGCUACUGGCUUAGAUGCAGAAGAGAAUGAUAUUCCAGCAAACCACCGCUCCCCUAAGCCCAGUGCAAACAGUGUAACGUCACCCCACUCCAAAGAGAAAAGAAUGCCCUUCUUUAAGAAGACAGAGCACACUCCUCCUUAUGAUGUGGUACCUUCCAUGCGACCAGUGGUGCUGGUGGGCCCCUCUCUGAAGGGGUAUGAGGUCACAGAUAUGAUGCAAAAAGCACUGUUUGAUUUUCUAAAACACAGAUUUGAAGGGCGUAUAUCCAUCACAAGAGUCACUGCUGACAUCUCUCUCGCCAAACGUUCAGUAUUAAACAAUCCCAGUAAGCAUGCAAUAAUAGAAAGAUCCAACACAAGAUCAAGCUUAGCGGAAGUUCAGAGUGAAAUUGAAAGGAUUUUUGAACUUGCAAGAACACUGCAAUUGGUAGUCCUCGAUGCGGAUACAAUUAAUCACCCAGCUCAACUCAGUAAGACCUCUUUGGCCCCUAUCAUAGUGUACGUAAAGAUUUCUUCUCCUAAGGUUUUACAAAGGUUAAUAAAAUCUCGAGGAAAAUCCCAAGCAAAACACCUCAAUGUCCAGAUGGUAGCAGCUGAUAAACUGGCCCAAUGUCCUCCGCAGGAAUCAUUCGAUGUGAUCCUGGAUGAGAACCAGCUUGAGGAUGCUUGUGAGCAUCUGGCCGACUACCUGGAGGCAUACUGGAAGGCCACCCACCCUCCCAGCAGUAACCUCCCCAACCCUCUCCUUAGCCGGAGUUUAGCCACCUCAGCUUUACCUCUGAGCCCCACCUUAGCCUCUAAUUCACAGGGUUCUCAAGGUGACCAGAGGACUGACCGCUCUGCUCCCCGGUCUGCUUCCCAAGCUGAAGAAGAACCUUGUCUGGAACCCGUCAAAAAAUCCCAGCACCGUUCUUCUUCAGCCACACACCAAAACCACCGCAGCGGGACAGGCAGAGGCCUCUCUAGACAAGAGACGUUUGACUCUGAAACCCAAGAGAGCCGAGACUCCGCCUAUGUGGAGCCAAAGGAAGAUUAUUCACAGGAACAUGUGGACCGCUAUGUCCCACAUCGUGAACAUAACCACAGAGAGGAGACCCACAGCAGCAAUGGCCACAGACACAGGGAGUCCCGUCACCGCUCUAGGGACAUGGGUCGAGACCAAGGUCACACUGAGUGCAGCAAACAACGAAGCCGGCAUAAAUCUAAAGACCGCUACUGUGACAAGGAGGGGGAAAUGAUAUCCAGGAGAAGGAAUGAGGCUGGCGAGUGGAACAGGGAUGUAUACAUCCGCCAAUGACCGUGCGUGUCCCUGCCCCCAAGCCUUGUGUAUCAUCCUUAAGCAAAAUCUUUGGGGGCUACAUUGCAACCAUCUGUGAUGUCUUGUCUAUUUUGUAUUGCUGUUGCUUCAAUAGCAAUAGCAUGCAAUCAAGUAUUACUAUACAUUCUUUUGCAAGUACCACAGAAAUUGGCCUAGUACAGCUGCAGUCCUCUGUCUAUAUCCUGAACUCUUCUAAAGCUGUUUGGGUAGCUGCCACCUCAACAGAGUGGCUCCAGAAAUGUAGUUAAUGAAUCCAGUGAGCCAGAUGCAGUGCAGAUAACAAGUGGAAUUUCUCCAUAUUUGUAAUACCCAGAUACCUGACCUGUCUGUCAUUCUUUCAUGGACCACUGUUUCUUGCUUGUACCUCUGGCUGACUAAAUUUGGGGACAGAUUCAGUCUUGCCUUACACAAAGGAGAUUAUAAAGUUAGAAUCUAUUUUCUAUGUACUAGUACUGUGUACUGUGUAGACAGUUUGUAAAUGUUAUUUCUGCAAACACCUUAUUAUAAUUAUAUAUAUGUAUAUAUAUACAUAUAUAUGUAUAUAUAUAUAUCAGUUUGAUCACACAAUUUUAGGGUCUUAAUGCCAAGUCAGCAGAUUUGCUUUAUGAAUCACAGGGACUAGACAUGCCCACAUUCAGGAAAUUUCUAAUAUUGUCUAGACACCUCUCCCUAUUCUCAGAGAGGGCCUGUACAUACUGUAAAUAUGUGUGAUUGCUUGACUUGAGCUUUGAUUUCUGAAUGUAAUCCCAUCUGUGUACGUUUUUUAUUUUAACCAUAAAUUAUGGUAAAUGUAACCAAACUCCAGAGGUUUUUCUACUCCAUACAGUCCACACUGAUUGUGACAAACACCUUCUUAGCAGCUAGUGUCUGUUGUAGUCACCGCACUGGAGUAUCCACGCGGAGCCCACCAUGUGCACAUGCGCGUGUGAGUGUGUGAGUGUGUGAGCGGCUGAGAUGAAGUGGAACACAGAAGACUAAUGCGGAAACCAGAGACUGACGGCUGAGAGUUCUGCCCACCUGGCUUUGUACUUAACUGUGUUGUAUGUUGCUUUCAAACCCACUGAGCAGCCAGGGAAUGUGAGGAAGCUUGCUGCCAAAGGAACUAGGGAAGCGCUCGACGCUGGCUCCUUGCUCUUGCCCUUCAAGAGAGGAUACAUGGGCAUCUUGUACUGUGAGUGUUCCACUGGAAAUGGACAAUCUUUGUGUGUCAGAAUAUUUUGUUUUAGUAAGAAAUGUUUACACAGCUUGUGCAAUUAUUUCGUAGGGAAAUAAAUUUUUAUAACUUGUC